Molecule: messenger RNA, 325 nt
Organism: Moneuplotes crassus
Lineage: Eukaryota; Ciliophora; Spirotrichea; Euplotida; Euplotidae
Source: the annotation of a GenBank genome assembly
GUUGAUAAUAAUAAUAAAUUAUAAAAAGAUGAAAUACCAAACCUUCUUCCUCAUUGCUCUCUUGAUGAUGGCCUUUGCCACCCAAGCUCAAGCUAGAGACUUAUCAAUUGAUGGUUUGAAGCAAGACAUGGCUGCUUGUGCUCAUGAUCUCUAUGAAGGUGCUAUGCUUUUGUACAAAUGCUACAACCUCAUUAAGGAUGAGAAGUUCGGAGAGAUGAUCUUCUUGUUCCCACAAUUCCAGAUCUUAGGUCCAAAGAUUAUGACAGACUGUAUGCCAGAAGAAGCAUUAUAAUUUCUUACUAUAAGAUCUUUGCUUUAUACCUUA